This is a messenger RNA of Hydra vulgaris (swiftwater hydra), 505 nucleotides long. RefSeq names its product cytochrome c oxidase assembly factor 5. Gene Ontology annotation, biological process: mitochondrial respiratory chain complex IV assembly. The record is from RefSeq and is a predicted model, not a curated record. NCBI's taxonomy places the organism in Eukaryota, Metazoa, Cnidaria, Hydrozoa, Anthoathecata, Hydridae. Gene Ontology annotation, cellular component: mitochondrion.
ACCUUCCUAAAUUAACGUGUAUAUUUAAAUUGUUAUUUCUUGAUUAUUAUUUCCUUUUCCUUUUUUGCUAGAAUUCUAGAUCGCACAGACUAUCGUAAAUUUUUAAAAAUACAAUACAAAGUUGUUUCUUAUUUUAAAUGGCUGAAAUUUCUGAAGAAACUACAACUCCUGCUCAAGCUUGCAAUGCAUUAAGAAAAGAAUUGGUGAAUUGCCUUCAUAUGAGUGAUUGCAUGAAAAAAGAUGGCAAAACUAUGGGAGAAUGCAUGAAAAAAGAAGCAGAUGGUGUCAGCACGGAAUGUAGAGCUACUAUAUACUCAUUUUAUGAAUGCAGAAGAUCAAUGUUAGACAUGCGAACCAGAUUUCGAGGAAGAAAAGAAGUUUAAAAUAUUUGUUAAUACGAAAGUGAAAAGUAGUUGACGAAAAGACAAGAGAAAACAGCGAAUUAAAAUAUUAAACAAUUUAAUGAUUUUAAACAUAUUUUUAUGAUCAAACAAAUAUUUUGUGA